Molecule: messenger RNA, 5618 nt
Organism: Schistosoma guineensis
Lineage: Eukaryota; Metazoa; Platyhelminthes; Trematoda; Strigeidida; Schistosomatidae
Source: the annotation of a GenBank genome assembly
GUUCAAAAGGGUCAGGAUCAGCCGGACGGAUGAUGUCAUUACUAUGUCUCUGAAUUCUUUGUCUACAUACCUUUCCAUUUGUAUUUUCACAUGUGUAGUAUACAUACAUGUUAGAGGCAUAUAUUCGUACGGUUCGCAAGGGGUGUUAAUAGCAAAUACUGUUGAUGGUUCGUUCAUCGGCUUAGAUAUAAGAAGUGGAAAGUUGUUUUGGAAGAUAGAUGGCCCUCCUCUUGUUUCCCAGAGCUUGAGUGAUCUCCAGCUCAUAACAAAAACGAAAUCAUAUAGUAUUGUUCCUUCUCUUGAUGGCCAACUUUUUUUGAUGGAGAAAGAGCUGACAAAUGGCUCAGAUCUAUUAGGUGGUGCAUCACUUAAAGCAUUACCACUGAGCAUCGACUCUUUAUUCUCUUCAAAUUUUAUGCUCACAGAAGAUUCACUAUUAACUGGAGGACGAGAACAUUCAACAUUCGCUUUCAAUCCUAACAAUGGCAAAGUUAGUCUGUUACAUUUGGUGGCAAAUCGCAUUGCUUGUUAUUUGAUUUAACAGUUCACAAAGUUUACUUAAUCUAGAAAGAAUAUCUUUUAGCUGACUGAGGUCUUUAACUCAAGGUUAUCACAAAUUGAAAUUUUAUGCCUAAAGAGUUUGUUAAAGUUUACGUGGACGUGUUUAUGGAAUUCUGAAUCAACUUUGGGGACCCCAUUAUUAGACCAAGACGGAUAGUUAUUUUGUCCGUACUACUUAUAACUAACACCAGCUGUGCUUGGUGACAAGUAGGGCUCGGACCCAUCUAACAGGUGUCUAAAUGUUAGUGUGUGGUUUCAAAUAUUUCAAAACAUGUUUUAUGGGUGAAUGCAUUAUAUUUAAAAGUUGACCUGACCCUGGACCAGUGGACGGGCUGAUUUCUUAACACACUUAAUAUUACUUUAUUUUGUGGCCAAAACUUUUAAUUUAAAGGCUAAUGGUGAUUCCUUAACGAUGUCACAUACUUCUGUCUUCGCACCUGAGCAGCAUUUCAUUUUUCACAUCAACCAUAAAAGCAAAAUAACGAAUAAACAUUAGCUAUGAAUUGAAAUGUUCUGAGUCACUUAAGUGCAAAACAUGUAAACUCAAAUGGCAACAAGUAAUUUCCUGUCAUAUGAUCACCUGCCUUUGUAUUCGAAUUUAUCAUAAAGAUACCAAUGUGAGUGAAUUUGUUCACUCCCAACUUUGGUGGAUUUGACGUUUCACCUGGAAAUCCUGGGAUACGCAUGAAAUAAUCUAAUAUUCUUCCAAUAUGAGAAUAUUCGACCACUUUGUUUGUGUUAAUUCUCGAAGAAAGUAACUCCUCUAAAACGCCCACUGACUGAGCUAAUUCCACUCAGUGAUAAAAAUUCGAUUCUCACUCUGAUUAUAUUAGGUCAGUAAUUUUCAGUUUUCUCUCUUACCUGAGACUGGGUUCAAACGAUGGUAGAACUGUUGCCCUCAGAAUUUACGGGUGCCCUUUAGAAAACUUAGCUCUCAAAUCCCUUUCAUAUAGUUGCUCGCUUAUCGUCUCUCCCAGAAAAGCCUUCCUGCUUGCACAUAGCAAAGUUUCCGUAUGAAAUUGAGAGUGAAAGUACAUCAGGGGUCUUGAUUACUAAUAUAGAACACCACUAAUAACAAUUGGAAAACACUGAUUUCGAGCUACUCCAGUGUGUACGUCCCAUAAUUCUAACUUACUUAGGCCUGUUACCUAUCGUGGAGAAGCAUAGACUGUCCACCAGUACUCUAUCGAACUCUAUCCUGGAUGAUUCUUUCCAGUCAUUUCCAGCUACUGUUCAUCCUCCUUACGUCUGCUUCCAAUUCCCGACACAGUGUUCUUUGGGCUUCCUGUUUUCCGUUUCCCUUCAGGAUUCCAAGUCAGCGCUUGCCUCAUGAUGCAGUUUGAUGGUUUCCGAAAUUUAUGACCUAUCCACUUCUAACCUCUUUUCCGAAUCUCUUCUUGAUCUGGAAGCUGGUUUGUUGUCCCACAGUAGGCUGUUGCUGAUGGCAUCCGGCCAACGCACACUGAGUAUCCUGCGUAGACAAUUGUUUAUAAAUACUUGUACUGUUUUGAUGAUGAUUGUGGUAGUUCUCGAAGUUUCAAAUCCGUACAGUAGAACUGUCUUGACGUCCGUACUGAAGAUUGUGAAUUUGAUAUUGGAUGGCAGUUGUUCUGAGUCACAUAUGUUCUUCAGGUGUACGAGUGCUACCCUUGCUUUGCCAAUCCUUACCCGUACGUCUGUAUCCGACCCUCGUUAUUUACCAAUGAUGUUUCCCAGGCACAUGAAAGAUUCCACCUCUUCCAGAGUUUCUUCAUCAAGUGUGAUUGGAUUGGUAUUCUCCGUGAUGUAUUUGAGGAUCUUGCUUUUCCCCAUUGUGUAUGUUGAUACCUACUGAUGCAGAGGCUUCUGCUACCCUAGUUGUCUUUACCUGUAUUUGUUCGUGUGUAUGGGAGAGAAGGGCCAGGUCAUCUACGGAGUCCAAAUCGUCUAGUUAUAUUCAAGCUGUUCAUUGUUUUCCAUGCUCCCCGUCAGAUAUGAAGGUUUUCAUAAUUCAGUCAACCACCAGAAGAAAGGGAAAGGGGGAGAGUAUGCAGCCUCGUCUUACCACCUAAACCUGCUACUAUUAAUGGAGUUAUUCUAUUCUGACAAUUCUAACUAUGAAAAAUGUGGCCCACAAAUUUGAAACAAAUCAAGCGCUUAAUGCUGUUUUCAAAGAGGUCAGAUAUAAUUGUACCCGUGAUGGGUGUACUAGUUCUGAUGUUGAUAAAAAGUUGGUUGAAGAACCUCCAAAUACAAACGAUCCUACCAUUAUAGUAUACAGAGUAAAUAACGUAGUCCGCGCUGUAAAUGCUCCAUCGGGGGUUGAAAAGUGGAAUUUGAGCGUUCAUCAAUACGAGCUUUGCCUGUUAACUGGUGGAAUUCCUACCCCAACUACUGCUGUGCAGAAGACUUCACCUAUUUGUAACUUACCUUUGGGUACUCCACAUGCUCACAAAAAGUUUGUGGAUGAGUCAUUUAUUGAUAUGGAAGAACCAGAUUGGGAUAUUGGACUAGACAAACAUACAAUAACUGCAAGAACGAAAGGUUUACAGUCUGAAGAAAUAUGGUCCUACAACUUUAAAUCAAGGAUUUCAAAGGCUUGGAUUUAUCGUAGGGACCUACAAAACUUAAGACCAUUGUCAUUGUUUAUGUAUGACAGAGUUGCCUUACUAUUAAUUGAAAAGGUGAAUGAAUUGGAAAAAACAACUGCCAUUUCAAAUUUUGGAUCAUUAAAAGGAAAGGGUUUGAAUCUGUUCAAUGGGAAAUAUACUCUUUCCUCAUCACGUAAACAAAAACCUAAAUGUCCAUCACGCGAUCGUCUUAUUUAUCUUGGUAGCUUAAAUGGUCAGCUAUAUGUUCAAACUGAAGAUGGUGUUGAUCUUCCCAAUCCGGAAAAGAUAAAUCUGUCUAAAAGUUUAUCUAUACAUUCGGCUGAAUCACUGAAUAAUCGUCGUUCUGAUUUAACUGGCUACUAUCAAGCAUCCUAUUCAAAAUCGCCCAAAUUGGAAAAAUAUACACAACCAUUUAUUUUAUAUGAUAGUGUUGAGGAAACAAUUGAAAAAGCUACCGCUUUAGGAUUUCCAAGUAACGUGGGACAAUUCAAGCCUAUACAUGAUUUUCAACCGGAAACGAUACCUGAAAAGGUUUUAACUUCGACUGAUAUUCAAAUGAGUGACACUAGUGGUAUACCAGGACAAUUUCUUGACAGUGCAAACGAUUUACUUAUGCUCCUAUUACGUGCCAGUGAGAUUGCUGUAAAUCAUUCACCGUCUGGUAUUGAAAAUAGUAGGUCGUUAGGAUUUAAUCUGUCUACACAUUUCAUGCAAUUGGUAGUUUUGACUGGAGUAAUUUAUUUUACGGCACAUUGGAUAAUGAAUGCGAGGAUUAACUAUGAUACACAGUUGAAAAACUAUUCGUUUCAGUCUGAGCCAUGUAAUUUGGAAUCAGUUGUUGUCAAAACACAUAGUUCAUCGGGAGACUUGUGUGAUUUACCAAAAUGUCCAUCAUGUUCAACUCCGAAUAACUUAACAACAAAUCCUUCAUGUCAGUCUCUGCUUAAUACUGCCAAUAUGCAACCACCUAGUUUUGUUUCAUCAUUUGAAACAGAUUUCAAGUAUAUACGUCGACUUGGACGUGGUGGUUUCGGUCAAGUGUUUGAAGUUGAAAAUCGUCUUGAUGGUUGUCGUUAUGCUAUCAAACGUAUUAAAAUGAACGAUACCGACGAUGAUAAAAAUAUAUUUUUACGAGAAGUAAAAGCUUUAGCUACACUUGACCAUCCAGGCAUUGUCCGCUACCAUCGGGCUUGGAAGGAAUAUCCUCCUGCUGGUUGGCAAGAGUCACAUGAUGAAUUAGUACUCGGUUUAUCUGACGACUUAACUUCCAGAAGCGGCGACUGUACAGAUUGUGGGAACAAUGAGAAUUGUCUAUCAAAUACUCUCUUUUCGUCAAAUAUCGAUUCGCGCCAUUCAAGUGUAUCGCUUUGCGUAGAUAAAAGCUCAAUAGGAUUGAAUGAGUCUCAUCACUCCAGCUAUCGAAAGCUUUCAAAAGCUUGUUUGGAUGACAGUCUUAUCGUUUUUGAUAAUCAAAUCCGUACUGAAACACUUUCAUUAGAUGGUUCAAGCCUUGUAGAACAAUCCAUCAAAGAUAAAUCUAAAAAUGAAACUAAAUAUACAUGCUACUUGUACAUUCAAAUGCAAUUAUGUUCUCCAAUAAGUUUACGUGAUUGGCUUGUUUCUCAUAGUAUUCCAGAAUCACGUCCACCACGAGUUGAAUUGAUUUGUAUGUUUCGUCAAAUUGUUGAAGCUGUAGCUUAUUUACAUGAUCAUUCUUUAAUGCAUCGUGAUUUGAAACCUUCAAAUAUCCUGUUUGAUUUAACCAAUCGUCUUAAACUUGCAGAUUUUGGUUUAGUUACUUCUAUGGUUGAUGAUAAAUUAAAUCAAUCAGACAGCUCUUGUAUUAAUUGCAAUAAACAAGGGGAGCAGCCCUCAUGUUCUUCAGUGACUACUAUUGUAAAUGAUUUGAAUGGUGAAUCAGAGCAUAAUAAUAACAAUGCCAUUAUCGAUCGACAACUAUAUCCUUUGAAAGAAAUUAGCACUGCUCAACAAAAGCGUUCUGUAUUGACACGUAGACAUACUGAUCACGUGGGAACAGAUCUAUACAUGAGUCCUGAGCAAGAACGAGGGGAUAAUUAUAAUCAUAAAGUGGAUAUCUUUUCAUUGGGAUUGAUCUUUAUCGAAUUGUUGAUAAUAUUUAAUACAUCAAUGGAAAGAAUAUUUACAUUGACCCGAGCAAAACAUCAAAAACUUCCUAGGGAAUUUACAAUGUGUAAUCCAUUCGAAACUGAGUUCGUUCUCAAACUUUUGGAUUACGAUCCAGUCAAACGUCCUGACGCUCCUGCAAUCUUAGAAAGUGCACUUAUUAAACAAUCUGUUUCAUAGCAGCAAUGAUGGGGUAUUCAUUUUUUUCAGUACUCAAAGUACAAAGUUAUCAGAUUUCUGUUGUUACAUCUUAAUAUAUUUGUUUAUAUUUUAAUUUGAUAACCUCUCCUGUGAUCUGUAAAAUAAAUGUGUUUUUUAUAC